AUGAAGUUCAUGUUGACUGCUUUGAAGAUCUUCUAUGUGCUUGAUCCAAAUCUUCAACCAAUUCCUGAUCCAACCGACGAUGACACUAAUGAAAUCAAGGCUGAACAAAAGAAAAGAAAUGAAGAUGAAGUCAUGUGUAGAGGACACAUUCUCAAUGCUCUUUCGGACCGGCUUUAUGAUCUUUAUACGGUGGAACCAUCUGCAAAAGCAAUUUGGAAUGCUUUGGAAUUUAAAUAUCAUGCCGAGGAAGAAGGUACAAAGAAAUUUUUAAUUUCUAAAUAUUUUGAUUACAAGUUUGUGGAUGGCAAGCCAAUCUUGGCACAAGUGCAUGAGUUGCAGGUCAUUGUUAAUCAAUUGAAGGCUGAAAAAAUCGAACUUCCUGAACCUUUUCAAGUAGGGGCUGUAAUAGCCAAGUUGCCUUCAUCUUGGAAAGGGUAUAGGAAGAAGAUUUUGUAUGACUCCAAGGAUAUCACUUUGGAGGAAAUUCAAAAACAUCUUCGAAUCGAGGAGGAAUCGAGGAUGAGAGACAAGAGUGAGAACUCUUUAUGCAAUAUAAAAGCAAAUGUUGUGAAUCAGCCUAAGAAUUCCAACAAAAGCAAACAAAACAAGGUGAAUCAUUUUGGCCCCCAAAAGGGAUCAAAGAAAAUUUAA
Molecule: messenger RNA, 651 nt
Organism: Musa acuminata subsp. malaccensis (wild Malaysian banana)
Lineage: Eukaryota; Viridiplantae; Streptophyta; Magnoliopsida; Zingiberales; Musaceae
Source: RefSeq, a predicted model, not a curated record